Aureobasidium uvarum is the source of this 573-nucleotide messenger RNA. The record is from the annotation of a GenBank genome assembly. Lineage: Eukaryota; Fungi; Ascomycota; Dothideomycetes; Dothideales; Saccotheciaceae.
AUGCCACCCAUUCCAAUCUAUGCCGAUGCGCCCAUCUCGGCAGCAGCCAAAGCAGACGGUCCAACUCCUCAGACGGCACCUCCUCCAACCCGGACAACCGAUCUGCCAGCGACUACAACUUCCACGACCAACAAUAGCUACCCAGCUGCCCAACCUGGUGCCGCAGCCGGUCCCGCACCCACCGGCAGCGUGUCGAGACCUCCUCCACCACCUACCAGUACCAUCUCUACAAGUCUCCAGCAUGAUGGUCCACCACCUCCUCAGCCUGGAGCUGUUCCCAUGCCUUUCUCGUCAUCCACACGAUCCAAUGCCUACGACCCCACGAGCUACCAGCAAAACCCCUACGCUGCCGAAAUGACCUCUGCCCAGCGCGCCAGCCUCGAAGCCGCAGAGGCAGCAGAAAGAGGCCGCAAGUCCGGUCGCAACAGCAUCAGCGAAUGGAUCACUGGCGAAGACGACGGCUUUGGCAGUCCCACCACCGGCACUGCAAAGGCAUGGUUCAAGGGCGUUGCUUCUCAAGUCGGCGACAUGGCUACCAAGGCCAACGAGUUUGCGAGCAAGAAGCUCGGAUAG